Molecule: messenger RNA, 5980 nt
Organism: Apus apus (common swift)
Lineage: Eukaryota; Metazoa; Chordata; Aves; Apodiformes; Apodidae
Gene: GNAS
Product: GNAS complex locus
Exons: 12
Coding region: 1083-2222 (379 amino acids)
Biological process (GO): sensory perception of chemical stimulus; adenylate cyclase-activating dopamine receptor signaling pathway
Cellular component (GO): heterotrimeric G-protein complex
Molecular function (GO): G-protein beta/gamma-subunit complex binding; D1 dopamine receptor binding; GTP binding
Source: RefSeq, a predicted model, not a curated record
GGGGAGGGAGGAAAAAAUAAAAGAAGGUGGGGGGGGAACCAAAACAUGCGGCAGAGAGCUGGAGAAACCCUCCUGUGAGGGACAGGUUUUGCUCAGGGGGAGAAACCAACCGGGCUGCUUUUCUUUUUUUUUUUUUUCUCCUUUUUUUUGUGUGUGUGUGUGCUUUUUUUUCCCCUUUUUUUCUUUUUUCUUUUUUUUUCUUGCCCCCCCCCCCCCCCCCCCCCGGUCGCUGGAGAAGCCAAGAAGAGGAUUCAGCCGCCUGGAAACCUAACGUGAAAAAGCAGCAGCAAGGAGAGGAAAAAAAAAAACAACACACACACACACACAAAAAUCAAGCCGGGGGGGCCUUGGAUUGGACCCCCCUGUCCCGUGAGGGAGCAAGGACCCGCGGCGGCCGGAGGGCGAGAAGCUGCGGUGGCCGGCGAGGAAAGGGGACCCGAGCUCCGCCGAAAGCCGGGGCUGGCGUGACCCCCUGGGCGCUGCAGCCCGUCGGCGCGGGGGAAGAGGCGAAGAAGAGACGUUUACCGAUCCUCCCCGCCGAGGAUUUUAGGGAGGUUUCCGCGCCUGGAGCCCGUGCCUUUGGAUCUAAGGAGGAUUAUUUUUUUUAUUUUUUUUUUGGGGGGGUGGCACUGAAGCUGGAUUUGUUCCUGUGCGUGCAGCGCGGGGGGGGGCAUUUCUGUUCCCUCUAGAGGAGCCGGCGGCCCGGCCGGGGGCGCGGAGUUCCCCGCGGAUCGCUCCGCAUCGGGCCCUGCCGCCACCCCCCCCCGGGAAAGGUGCGCUGAGGGGAUCGGCGUGGGGCUGAGCGGGGGGGCGGGGGAGGAGAAGCAGCUGCAGCUGCCGGGGAGGAGGCCCGGCGAAGCAGCAGCAAAGUCAUCGCCAUCGGCCCCCCCUUGGCUGGCUCCGGGCUCGGCUCUCUCCAUGUCUCUGGCUCUGGGCAGCGGCCGCCACAGCAGCGAGUAGGGGGGGAGGAGGAGGAGGAGGAGGAAGAAGGGAGCCCGGGAGAGUGCCUCCCUCCCUCCCCCCGGCAGCCCCGGCCGCCUCCCGUCCCCUCGCCCCGCGUCCCCUGCCUCCCCCUCCCCAAGAUGGGCUGUUUAGGGAACAGCAAGACGGAGGAUCAGCGCAACGAGGAGAAGGCGCAGCGGGAGGCCAACAAGAAGAUCGAAAAGCAGCUGCAGAAGGACAAGCAGGUCUAUAGGGCCACGCACCGGCUCCUCCUGCUGGGUGCUGGUGAAUCCGGUAAAAGCACAAUAGUCAAACAGAUGAGGAUCUUGCAUGUGAAUGGAUUUAACGCUGAGGAGAAGAAAAUGAAAAUUCAGGAUAUUAAAAACAAUAUUAAAGAAGCUAUAGAGACAAUAGUGACAGCAAUGGGCAAUUUGGCACCUCCAGUUGAACUAGCCAAUCCUGAGAACCAGUUUCGAAUCGACUAUAUCUUAAAUUUAGCCAACCAGAUAGACUUUGAUUUCCCACAGGAGUUCUAUGAGCAUACAAAAACACUUUGGCAAGAUGAAGGUGUUAGAGCCUGCUAUGAGAGAUCUAAUGAAUAUCAACUGAUUGAUUGUGCACAGUAUUUCCUAGACAAGAUUGACAUAGUCAAACAAAAUGACUAUACACCAUCUGACCAGGAUCUUCUCAGAUGCAGAGUUUUGACAUCAGGAAUUUUUGAAACCAAGUUUCAAGUGGAUAAAGUAAAUUUUCAUAUGUUUGAUGUUGGAGGGCAACGAGAUGAACGCCGAAAAUGGAUCCAGUGUUUUAAUGAUGUGACUGCUAUUAUAUUUGUGGUGGCGAGCAGUAGCUACAACAUGGUUAUACGAGAGGACAAUCAGACCAAUCGGCUCCAAGAAGCACUAAACCUCUUCAAGAGCAUCUGGAACAACAGGUGGCUACGGACCAUUUCAGUAAUUCUUUUCCUGAAUAAACAAGAUUUGUUAGCAGAGAAAGUUUUGGCAGGGAAAUCUAAAAUUGAAGACUACUUUCCAGAAUUUGCUCGCUACACUACACCAGAUGAUGCAAUACCAGAGCCUGGUGAGGAUCCCAGAGUUACAAGGGCCAAGUAUUUUAUUAGAGACGAGUUUCUUAGAAUCAGCACAGCAAGUGGAGAUGGAAGGCACUAUUGCUAUCCUCACUUCACAUGUGCAGUGGAUACAGAGAACAUCCGGAGGGUUUUCAAUGACUGUCGGGACAUUAUUCAGCGCAUGCACCUUCGCCAAUACGAGUUGUUGUGAUGGAGAGCACUUUUUUCUGUGUUUUGGACUCCUUAUUCCGCAUUAAAAAAAAAGAAAAAAACACCCUUGCCCACAUAGGGUGGAAGAGAACUGUUUGAAUCUCCCAUUGAUUUGCACCCCUCAACUUUUUCUCCUUGCUGGACAACAGCAGCACUUCUAAGCUUGCUUCUGUACCCCUCGGACAGUUUGAGAUGGCCCCUAACACUUAAAAGGCCAUUUCCAUGAGGAUUCCCUAACACUGUUAUUAACAAAAAAAGAGAAAAAAAGAGAGAAAGAAAGAAAUAAAACCUAAUUAAUUAAAAGCCCUGAAUGUGGAGCACCUGAAAGAAUUUGGGAUAUAAAAUUAAAACGUAAAACAAAAAUUGGGGAGAGAAAACUUUAGGUAAUUUAGCACUGUUGUGGGCAUAAUCAUAUAACCCGUGAUCUCCAUUUUGUAUCAUUCACUUCAUCAGACUAAAGAAGGUGCCAAGUCACAGACCAAGUUUGAAGACAGACACUUGGGUUUGGUUCUCUGACUGUAAUGUGGCUUUGAACGGAAAUACUGACAAUUCUACAACAGACCUAGACAGUGCAAAAACCCACUGCUACUUUUCAGAAGGGUAUUUUUAAAACCAGUCUUGGUGGUCUAAAGACAACCAUGGACAUUUAUGAAUUGAACUGCGUAUGGCCUGUGAUUGCAGAAAGAGUUAACCACACACUGUUUUCAGUUUGUCCACUGAUGAUCCCGUCUGCUAUAAAAAUCAUUAUCUGGACUGUAGUCCUCACAGUCUUUCCCUUCUUUUUCUUCUUCCCUCCCCUCAUUUUUUAUUUUACUGCUGGAUUAUUAUUCUUGUACAGACUGUAAAAUGUAUUAUUUUGUACAACUUUAUUGAAAAAAAUAACUUGUAGAAGAUCUUUGUGCCUUGAUUAUGGCUGUACCUGUACAAUGAGCUAAGAUGUAAGUAUGUUUGAUUGCGCUGUACAGCUUUGUCAACCCUAUCUGCAGCAUUAGCUCAAGGUAGGGAAAAUUUAUCUGUAGUUUAGUUUUUCUGGUUUAUAAAAGAAGGAAAAAUACUGUUUAGUAAAAAAAAAAAAAAAAAGAAAAGAAAAAAAAAAGAAAAAAAAAGAAAAAAGUACAAAUUGUGCAAACUUAACCACUUUAAAAGUGAGGUCUUCAACAAGUGACCAGAUGUUGCAGCAUCAUGCUUUUUAAUUUUUAGCUUUAAUUCAUUUAAAUCUCUAUCCAAAUGCAAAACAUGGCUUGUUUCUACAUAAACCAAAUUUUGCUACAAAUGAUAAAUGUUAGUCUUUGGUCAUUCAUAUAGUCCUUUUUGCUAAAAAAAAAACAAAACCAGGACAGUAACAGACACAUAGGGCAUCAUGCAGGUCUGGUGACCAUCUCUAGACUGGGCCAAAUACCCCACCAACCUCCACUCACGCCGCGUGGGCAAACAACUACCAGAAUGACAAGGUGUGCACUGCCCUUGGAUUUGGCCACUGAAUUCCAGUUUCAAAUGACAUUUUUAUUUCUCUUUUAAUAAAGAGAUACUUUAGAACCUUUUUUUUUUGUUUUAUAUUAACUAUAUAAGUAGCUUAAAGUGAAGAUGUGUGGAUUUUUCUUAAACUUGAAUAAUUUAUGCAAAUUAUAUGCUUAGAACAACAUGUGGUACAGUAAAAAAGAAAAAGAGCAAAAAUCACUGUAGCAAUAAGAGAGCAUGUAAUUUUAGUAACUACUACACUGCUUUAUAUUUUAUACCUAGGUGUUUUAUGUCUCUGUGAGUGUGUUACUUUUUCAUGUGUCUAAACCUACGUGUACAAUUUGUACAGAGUCAGAAAUUACAGCUGUAAUAACACAUCUAGAACAGUGUUAGCCUAUAUUACUCAAACACCCCUGUUCCCCCUUCAUUUACACCCCUAAACUGAUCUGGAUCUUACUGCAGUAACUUUAAAAGGAAAGCAAAAGAAACAAAACAAAAAAUGAACCACCAAAAUACUUGCCUCCUUGCCUUUCACACUAGCUUCGCUCCACCCAAGAGACAGUGUUCACUUUCUUUUUUGGGAAGAGGUCCAGUUUAAUUUAACCUUCGAGUGUGAUCACUGAUGUCUGUGCAGCUAGAUUUGCUUCAGGUAUCAGAUGCCUUUUUAGUACUAAGAACUGCAGAAUUGUGAGUUUUUGUUGCUUUUGUGGCUAAAUUUUUAAAGGAAAAUUAAUCACCUAGUCCAUUUUCAUGUGAAGAGCAGGGACUUGAUGGAGUUACUGUCCCAACUCUCUUAAUUCAAAAUUACUGGUGAUCUUUCAGAAGACACUAAAUAUCCUAAAAAUGUUAUCUGCACUUGCUACUCAUUUUUUAAAAACUGUCUCUCCCGAGCACAGGUUGAGAAAGUUGCCACCUGAACUUUGUAGAACUGUAGGAGAUAAUGACUGAAAACAGCCCCCUAUGAUUUAAGAAUGUAUCCAGUGCCUGUAGGCUAAGGGCUGGUGUUUCCACUAGGAAAAAAUGGGAUGCAUGUAGUGGAAAGAAAAUUCAUUGUGAGCCUUAAUUUUAGUUACAAGAGCCAAAAUCUUUAAUUUAGUGCCAACCCUUAUCCUUCUAAGCCUAAGAGGAGUUGGUGUAAACACCAAAUUUAUAAUUAGGGAAAACCUGUAGUUGUGUGAAGAAUGUAAUCUCUCAUCUGAGAGAAACAAAGAACCUCCAUUAAAACAAAAUAAUAAGCUUCUUCCUCUGGUAAUGAGCAGGAUACAUAACAACAGUGAGCUAUUUAAGACAGCAACAGUUUAAGAAACCUAAAGCUUUAUAUGAGCAGGAAUGUUUAGGGGAUGCUCUUUUUCUGAAGUGAGGAAAAAGGCAAUUGUUUUGAAUAUGGUUGAGUUGCACAAGUAUGGAGUGUGUGUGUGUCUUAAUGUCUCAGUAUUGCCUUUGUUAGUCUCUUUAUUAGUCCAUGCAGUUUGGUGGCCUGGUAAAUGCAAGUCUUAUUUUUAACAGCUUUCUUUUUCUUCUUUUUAAAUACAAAACCAUAAAGCUUUAAUGCUUGCUAUUUAAUAAGUAACUGUGUUUCCUUCUGUCUCUAAUUUAGUGGUCAUAAUUUGCAGUUAAUUGAACCAUUCCAACCUAAUGCUUACCCAUAUUUCCUAGUUUUGUUUUAUUUAUUUAUUUGAACUUCUUGUUUUCAUGAUUGAGGACUUUCACUUCUGUUUCAUUCAUCUGUUUGGAAACUUCUGACCUUACAGCCAAAACUUAACUCGUUCUACUCAGUAUUCAUCGUGAUGCUGAAGUGUAAGAUACCUGCAAAUGUAAACACUACCACUUUUAUUAAUAAAAGCAAAUACAGUGUUUUAGGGCACAUUUGCAUCACUAUAGUUGAGGUUGUGUCACUAUUUCCAUUAUAAACCCAUAGAGGGUCUAUAUCUUGGCCCUAAAUUGCCCUAAACUAAAUCUUUGCAAUAGAAGCUUGUGCUCAAGCAUGAUUUGGUGGGUUGUUUUCUUAAGCAGUUUCCAACACAAACUCGUUUCUGGUUUAAGUUAUACAACUGUUUUGUUGGGUGGGGGUUGGUAAAAAGAAAAAAGAAAUAAGAAAAAAAAAAAAAAAGAAAAAACCCAAACCAACAAAAACAACAAACAAACCUGGUUCAAGAUUGUUUUUUGCACUUCUGUAACUCAGAAAUGGUUUUCAUUUUAAAACAUAACCUUUGACAAGCCAGUAACCUACAAUAUGAUCUGAUUACUUUGGGUAUUUUGUAAAAAUAAUAAAAUUGUAGAGAUGUUGUGGUUUCAAAAUCA